Leptonychotes weddellii (Weddell seal) is the source of this 1694-nucleotide messenger RNA. The record is from RefSeq and is a predicted model, not a curated record. Lineage: Eukaryota; Metazoa; Chordata; Mammalia; Carnivora; Phocidae.
CGUCUGGUGUGGAAGCUCAGGGUUGGUCCCUGUGUCUUCCUCUUGUCUCUUCCAGUGGGAGGCUGGAUCUUUUCCAAUCCGGAUGGAGUGUGCGCAGCAGGAAACACCAAUUACCAGUAUGCUACCCCCUUACCUCUGUCUGCUCCCCACUCCCACCAUGGCUGUGAGCGCUAUCCUGGCCUCCGAGGGCACCGGCAGGCUCCCUACCCUUCUGCCUACAUGCAUAGAAACCAUUCUCCCUCAGUGAAUUUGAUAGAAAGCUCCAGCAAUAACCUGCAAGUUUUCUCCGGAGCUGACAGCUGGACUUCCUUGUCCUCCACACCGCACACCAGCAUCCUGUCCGUACCACACACCAGCGGGCCAAUCAAUCCAGGGCCCAGCCCCUACCCAUGCCUGUGGACCAUCAGCAACAGUGGCGGGGGCCCGGCCGGGCCCGGCCCCGACGUGCACACCAGCUCCCCGGGAGCAUUUCUUCUGGGGAGUCCAGCUGUGACUUCGCCCCUCUCUGCCCAGGCAUCCACUUCGGCGGGUGUGGAGGUUCUGGGGGAGCCCUCGCUGACCAGCAUCGCUGUGUCCACCUGGACAGCAGUGGCCUCACAUCCCUUCUCGGGCUGGGGUGGCCCAGGUGGGGGAGGGCGCCAUUCUCCCUCCUCCCUGGAUAGCUAGGCAGGAUCCUAGGGAAGGUGUCAGCGGAAAACCUUGUCUGUAUAGAGCAUUUAGAAACCCCGUCUACUGAUUCUAGGGAGUUAGACUGCAGGGUCUCCCCACCCAGUGAGCUAGAGGGUGGGGUGGGUAACGGGAGGUGGUUUAGUUUGGUGAUGCUCCCUGGUUUCUUUUCGCACUCCCAUUUUCUCUGCAGCUCAUCCAUGACAUGCUUAGGUCACCAGGGUUCAAGGAGUACCUUCCUUGGCCCUGCCCCUUACUUUCAAAUGAUUCUAGAAGGCCCCGCUUCCUGUUCUGUGGAGGUGAUGCAAAGCUGUUAAGUGAGCUCCGAAUUUACCUGGACUAAGGCUUCCUAGCCUUGUGCAGCCCUGGAAAGUAUCUGUGGCCCCAGGGCUUCUGCUUUGAGACCAAGAGAGGGUGUAAGUCCCCAGAGUGAAGUUAUCAACAGUAGCCCUAAUCAUGUAUUAUAGCCAUGUACCUGGAAUUGAGGAAAUGAGGUCAUGUCCUCCCUUGCUCAGAAACCUUCCAUGGCUCACCAUUGCCUACAGAACGAAGUCAGACAUCCUGACCAUAAGGACACCCCCUACCAUCUAGCCUCAAACCACGUUUCCAGCUUCAGUUCCCUUCAUCAUCCCAUUAGCAGCCUAUGUUUCGGUCAAGGCAGACAUUCAGCAUACUUCCCCCCCUCUACGCCUUCCCUGGGCCUGAAACAUCCUUCUCUGGUCAGUCCCACCUGUGUGAAUCCUGCCCGUCCCCAGGGGACUGGCCGAAGCGCCACUGCCUGCAUCCAACACCUGACGGGCCUCAGCACGUGGGACCUUGCCCGGCUGCCUGCCGUCCCGGGGGCUUUGCCUCUGUGCGAGAGCUCGUCCCAUUCUGCCUUGUAUUUUUGUUUACCUGUGAGUGUGUCUCUCUCCCACUAGACUGUGAGCCCCUUGAGGGUGAGGACUAGCCUUGCUGUCUUUGUACCCUGCAGCACCUGGUACUGUGCCUUGUCUAUAGUAGGUGCCCAAUAAACUGACCGAGUGCAA